Messenger RNA from Talaromyces marneffei, 1035 nucleotides. RefSeq lists its product as uncharacterized. Gene Ontology annotation, cellular component: cytoplasm; mitochondrion. The coding region runs from base 1 to 1035 and encodes 344 amino acids. The transcript is spliced from 2 exons. The record is from RefSeq and is a predicted model, not a curated record. NCBI's taxonomy places the organism in Eukaryota, Fungi, Ascomycota, Eurotiomycetes, Eurotiales, Trichocomaceae.
AUGGGAUGGUGGUCAUUGGGGUCGUCUGGAUCCAAGGCUGAUCCAGAGAAAAGCAAAGCCAAUGACUCGAAAUCAUCUAACAGGCGUCAGCAGGAAGAAGGAGAACAAUCCUUCAUCCCCCCACCGUUGACGUCGCGCACAUCCUCGUCUUCCUCCUCGAAGUCGACCACAGAUUGGAACUCAAGUCUCAACGCCUUUGAUUGGAGUCAAUUCAAAGAACCUCGAAACCUAAUCCCAACAGCGCUCUUGACCGGCGGUAUAUUGUUUGUUGUUUAUGUUCAGCGUCGGUACCUGCGCCGGUUUCCCGAAGCUACGGAUAUCUCAUCUUCAUACUUCCGCUCAAGAUCUCUUUUGGGACGCGUCACAAGUGUUGGGGAUGGCGAUAACUUCAGAAUAUUUCAUACGCCUGGUGGUCGAUUGGUUGGAUGGGGUUGGUUGCCAUGGAUGAAAGUGCCAACGGCUAGAAAGGAGUUGAAAGAUAAAACUGUUCACAUCCGUCUUGCAGGCGUCGAUGCGCCGGAGCUGGCUCAUUUCGGCCGUCCGGCUCAACCAUAUGCCUACGAAGCGCACAUGUGGCUCACAUCCUACCUCAUGAAUCGACGGGUACGCGCCUACGUGCACCGACCAGAUCAAUACAAACGUGUAAUCGCAACAGUCUACGUACGACGCUGGCUAGAUUUCCCUCCCCUUCGACGACGGGACGUUUCAUACGAAAUGCUGCGACGUGGAUUGGCAACGGUAUACGAAGCUAAAUCCGGAGUGGAGUUUGGCGGCACCGAGAACGAGCGUAAAUAUCGUGAAGCAGAGAUGUUGGCUAAGAAUCGAAGGCAAGGGUUAUGGAAGGACUUUGGCAAAAGGGGUGGGGUGAAUUUUGAGAGUCCAAGAGAGUAUAAGACUAGAAUGCAGUCUCUGGACAUGUCGGCGGAGUCGUCGUCGUCGUCAUCAUCAUCUUCUAAUACAGAGAAGAAUCCGGGUUUGGUUGGUUCAUUGUUGAGGAAGGUUUGGCCUUUUGGCUCCAAGAAGGAUGGUACAUAA